ACAAAAAAGACCUCCCCCCUUUCAUUGGUUGCAAAGUGGAAGCGCGUGGUUGCAGCGAAAUUUUUCGAGAUUUUCUGCACCCUGCCCCGAAGCGAGCGAAAGCUGGAGCGUCCAGGAAGUGGUCGAAACCGCUGCCCGCGUGUCCCUUAGGCGCAGUGUUACGUUCUCUAGGUUUUUUGGCCGAUUAGUUUUCCUCGGUUUUAUUCCUUUUUUGCGUUAGUGCCCUCCUCCCGUCCGCGAAAAACGUACCACGUCGGCGGGUCUUGCUUGAUCGGUCUCGCACGUUCGGCCAAUGUGUAUGUGUGUGUGCCGCGUUUCGCAGUGGGGCUGACUGGUGUGUUGGAGAACACCCGACCGUAAGGAAGAAAGACACCGAACGUGUGUGCGCCUGCUCUCCGGUAUCCUGCCGUCGCGGGUUUUCUACGGUGUUUCCGUUUGCUUCCGUUUCCGAGUUUCGGUUCCGCCGUAGAGAGUGUGCUCUCCUCCCUCUCUCUCUCUUACUCACACACCCUGCUCGACUGUUCGUCUGUCGCGCUUCGAGAGCGCUCAGGUUACGUUGCACACGCACCACCGUUUCGCGCGCGCCAGUGUAUGUGUGCGGAGCUAUAAGUGCGUACGUGCGUGUGUGUGUGUGUGUGUGGGUAAAGUGAAAUUCCGGUGCAAGACAAGCACCUUCACAUCCCGCAUCCCACCGCCGCCGCCCAAGAAAGGCAACGCAAAGUGCACUUUCAUCACAGGGAAACCUGCUCUCCCUCGCCUCCCUCCCCCCGUCCGGCGCGGCUUAACCCGGCUAAAGCACUGUGUUACGUGUGAGACUCGACCGUGCGUGCGUGUACACGAGUGGAAGUGAGUGGCAGUGAAUAUAUAGAAGUGAGUGAGCGGUUGGCAAAAAUGGCACAGGAUAGCGAUAGCAACGAGGUGGCGAAGAAGCUGAGCACGCUGAACGUGAACGCGAUGGAGUUCGUGCCGGGCAAAUUCUCGCCCGCACCGGCAGCGGUGCAGACGGCGGCGGCGGCGACUGCCGCCCCAUCCGGCACAUCGCCGGCGGGCUCGCCGACGGCCCCGGCCGCGGCCACCGCACUGCCGGCGACCGCAUCGUCCGCCACGUCGAGCGCCGGAAGCAGCAGCGGCGGAGGCGGCGGAGGCGGCGGCAGUGGCGGUGGUGGCGGUGCCACCACUCCGACGUCCACCGCUGCCACACCGACGCCGCCAUCUUCGUCAGCCCCGACACCGAUGGAAAGGGACGCCGAUCCGGUCCAGAUGCCAGAAAACAAUGAAAGUGAACCGCUGGACAGCUGGGACGCGGAGGAGGACUCGAUCCUGACGCCGGAAGAUGAGGAAAUGGAAUUGGACGAUGUCGAGGCGGACGGCGAGACGGCACCGAAGGUGUCGAAAAAGAAGCCCCCGAAGGUGGAGGAAAGCCGAAGCAAAAAGGAACAUGUGAACGUGGUGUUCAUCGGUCAUGUCGAUGCGGGUAAAUCUACGAUCGGCGGACAGAUCAUGUCACUCACCGGCAUGGUGGACAAACGAACGCUCGAAAAGUACGAACGGGAGGCGCGCGAAAAGUCGCGAGAAAGCUGGUACUUAUCGUGGGCGCUCGACACGAAUCAGGAAGAACGUGACAAGGGAAAGACGGUGGAAGUUGGUCGUGCCUAUUUUGAGACUGAGAAGAAACAUUUCACCAUCCUCGAUGCACCCGGGCACAAGAGCUUCGUGCCGAACAUGAUUGGCGGUGCGGCCCAGGCCGACCUGGCCGUGCUGGUCAUCUCGGCGCGCAAGGGCGAGUUCGAGACCGGGUUCGAUCGGGGCGGGCAGACGCGGGAGCACGCGAUGCUGGCGAAGACGGCCGGCGUCAAGCAUCUGGUCGUGCUGGUGAACAAGAUGGACGACCCGACGGUCAACUGGGACCUUGAGCGCUACAGCGAAUGCAAAGACAAAAUCUUACCAUACCUCAAGAAACUAGGAUUUAAUCCACUGAAGGAUCUUACGUUCAUGCCGGUUUCGGGCAUUACCGGACAGGGACUGCGGGAGCCAAUCGAUGCGUCCACGUGCCCGUGGUACCAGGGGCCGGCCUUUAUUCCGUUCAUUGACGAGCUGCCGUCGCUCAACCGCAAAACGGACGGCCCGUUCAUCAUGCCAAUCGUCGACAAGUACAAGGACAUGGGCACGGUGCUGAUGGGCAAGGUGGAAUCGGGCGUGGCAAAGAAGGGCACGAACUUGCUAGUGAUGCCUAAUAGAACGCAAGUGUGCGUCGAUCAGCUGUGGUCGGACGACGAGGAGGUAACGUCGGUGGGGCCAGGCGAAAAUGUGAAAAUCAAAGUAAAGGGCAUAGAAGAGGAGGACGUCUCGCCCGGAUUUGUCCUGUGCGACGCUUCCAAUCCGAUCAAGACGGGCAAGAUUUUCGACGCACAGGUGGUCAUCCUAGAACACAAGUCAAUCAUUUGUGCAGGAUACUCGGCCGUGAUGCAUAUACACUGUGCCGCUGAGGAAAUUACUGUUAAGGCUCUUAUUUGUUUAGUUGAUAAGAAGACGGGGGAAAAAUCCAAGACAAGGCCGCGCUUCGUAAAGCAGGAUCAGGUCGCCAUUAUGAGGAUUGAAUGCUCCGGAUUGAUAUGCUUAGAGCAGUUUAAACUAUUCCCCCAGAUGGGUCGCUUCACGCUUCGAGAUGAAAAUAAAACUAUCGCUAUCGGAAAGGUGCUGAAGGUUGUGGAGUAAAAUGUGACCAAGCUCCCCCUCUAAUGCAACCCGACGACUCACGAACAUCUCGUUUGAUUGGGCAGCGAAGAAGAAGAAGAAGAGAGAAGAAGCAAAGAAACAGUGUCCUUUAAUCAUCCAAACAUACCGCGACCGUACACACAAAUACACCACGCAUACACUCACGACACACACAUACACACGCGCGCGUACACACAUACAUACACAACCACACACUGUUACAGCCAUUGCAGUCACACGCCAACCACAACGCGCCACCACUUUCCGCUCGUUGUUGCGCUACGCACCGUUCAAACGCAUAUUGAAGCAAACCCGUUUAACCUACGACCGCCCUUAACCAAAAUGCCGUUUCGCGGACAAUCUUGUUCGAGGUUCUUAUUGUUAAUCUGUCGCUUUCUCUUCCCCCUUUUCUCCUGUUGGCGGUAUGCGUGUGUGUGUAUGUUCGGCUCCUACUUCUUCUUACGCAUUCUCAAAAUCUCUCUUACCUCUCGUUGUUGCCACGAACCCCGCCGCUUUGGGUUGGAGAUGGGUGGAAUUGAACUCCCCGAAACUAGACUGUACCAAUACGAUUCUGCCAUUACUAGGAAGAGGAAGCGAGAAAAAGAGAGUAGAAGAGGAGGAGUGUGCGUAGAAGAGACCGCAAGCUUCAACUAAACCCCGUAUUAUAGCUAUAUUUGCGCAAAGUAAAGUAAAAACAAACAAAAACACGCAUAUACACUUACAGACAAAAAUCGAACCAAUCGCAAUCGAAUAUACACACACAAGAAAAGAGAAACAAAGCAGUAGAGCAUAAACAAAACAAAGUGAACAAGCCAGCGAAUUAGCCUCUGUCCAGCAGCAUUAGCAGACGACGCGUACCACAGCUCCCCUUUUAGGAGGGAACCGCAAACCCAUGUGUACAGGCAUUUUUUACACCCAACAUCCCCACCCCUCCCCCUCGUCAGCUUCCUUCCAAAUAGGGCAACUCCAACGGACUGAUGAGCACACGCUAUAUUGGUGGAUAUACAAAUGCUGGAUAGGAACAAAAAAAAAAACAGGAAAGGAUGGCACCCAGCCAGCCAGUUUGAUAUGCAAUUCGCAGCCGCAAUCACGCAAAAGCAAGUGUCCUGCAGGUUCGAAUGAACAUACCAGAAACCUAAUAACGUAAUGCGCAGCAAUCGCUUCUAAUGGCGAGCAACAAAACUCUCAGUAGCAAGUAAAUGAUGAGAAAACAAAACAAGAACACCACAAUUGCAAAUCGAAACCUUCAUUCAAUGCCAGUUGCCGGGCUGUGUACUGAGGUAAACCUUAUAAGGCUACAACACUACUAAUCAACCAAUACAAAAUCAGACGGCAAACAUAAACAUGGUGCCCAGCGUGUGCGCGCGCCACGUGGACUGAAUGUAGCGCGACACGCGUGUAGCGUAACGAAAGUGUAUGAGUGUGUGCGUGCGUGUGUGUGUGGGGGGCGCAUGUAGGAAGAGCGAGACGGGACGAGAGCUUCCCUCUCGUACGUGGUUGCCAGGCAGGAAGAGGAGUCGGUAGAAGAGUAUCACCACGCAGCAGCUAAUACGCAUCAGGAACAAUAAUAUUAAACUUGAUAAUGUAACACUGUAACCGGGACAAGAGGAGUGCACUGUAUGUACGUGUGUACACGCGCGCGUGCGUGUGUGUGUGUGUGUGUGGAAUGUACGUGCAGUUAUGGAUAAAUAUGUCCAGCCACAUAUAGAGUACUGCUGAACCGGAACAGACAGAGGCAGAGAGAACGAGCUAGAAUGAUGGAAGGGUACGAUAUUUCGAAGCAAUCACCGGAACCGGAAUCGGUUGAAGAAUAAACGGCAGCAAGAAACAGUUAAGCAGCCGCAAAAAAAAAGAAAACAAAUAUGUGCAGAGUGAUACAAGAAAAAGGACAUUUAUUAAUGUAAACGGGAUGGAGAGAAAUACAGAGAGAGAGCGAAACAAAGCGCGCGUUAUACACAAUAAGAGCAUUUCCCUUCUAAACACCCCGCGCCGCCAGCUGAAGAGAACUUUUAAAGUCGCCGCCUGUUAAAUGAAGUUUUUGAUUGUUUGUUUUUUCUUCCUUUUUACUUUUGAAUAAUUUUCCCCCAUCGUGUCCCCAACGCAAAGGAAACACACGCGAAGCAAAGCAACGCAAAUCAAGAGCAAAAGAGAGAGAGAGAGAGAGAGAGAUAGAGUGGGGAAGAUUAUAGGUGAAGCUGCAGUAGUAGUAGCAGUAGCAGCGAGAUUUACAUUGUAAGCAAUUGGCUAGUGGGCAGGAAGAGCUAUAUAGCCAAAAAAAGAGAGGAAGGGAAACAGAGAAACCGCAAAAGUACAGAAAAGAACGCACUAACACACUUGCAAAACACACAUACACACACGGAUAGCGCUCGGAAGAAGGGCGACGAUGAUAUAUACACUACCGUAUGGAAUAUUGUUACUUUACGAUUGUUUUUUGAAGCUCGAUCGAUCAUUAUUGUAUUAAUCGAAAGCAAGGUUUCUUCUAUUCGUUUGUUUUUUUUUUUAACUCGGAAUGAUGCAUUUCUUACAUUUGUUGCUCAUUUCAUUUGCGUUGGUUCAACCCUAACGGCUAAGCUAAGUGAUUAACGGUUUUGCAUUCAACGCGAAGACAGUGUGUGUUGUUAGUAGGAUAUUCGAAUGAUGUCGACGAAAUAAUUGAUUUUGAUUUGUUUUUUUCUUUUUGGAAUAAGCCCUAUCUUUUCCUCCAA
Anopheles arabiensis is the source of this 5420-nucleotide messenger RNA. It is a transcript of the gene eRF3, whose product is annotated as eukaryotic peptide chain release factor GTP-binding subunit ERF3A. NCBI's taxonomy places the organism in Eukaryota, Metazoa, Arthropoda, Insecta, Diptera, Culicidae. Gene Ontology annotation, molecular function: GTP binding; GTPase activity; translation release factor activity. Gene Ontology annotation, cellular component: translation release factor complex. Gene Ontology annotation, biological process: translation; translational termination; nuclear-transcribed mRNA catabolic process, deadenylation-dependent decay. The transcript has 9 exons. The coding region runs from base 892 to 2715 and encodes 607 amino acids. The record is from RefSeq and is a predicted model, not a curated record.